Messenger RNA from Sinocyclocheilus grahami, 1425 nucleotides. RefSeq names its product transforming growth factor, beta 5 (gene tgfb5). The transcript is spliced from 8 exons. Bases 36 to 1280 code for a protein of 414 amino acids. Gene Ontology annotation, cellular component: extracellular region. NCBI's taxonomy places the organism in Eukaryota, Metazoa, Chordata, Actinopteri, Cypriniformes, Cyprinidae. Gene Ontology annotation, biological process: regulation of cell population proliferation; transforming growth factor beta receptor signaling pathway. Gene Ontology annotation, molecular function: growth factor activity; cytokine activity; transforming growth factor beta receptor binding. The record is from RefSeq and is a predicted model, not a curated record.
GCUUCGCACCCGAGCCUCUCAUCUGUCAAUCAACCAUGUGGUUCAUCAAUCUAACUUUGCUCGUUCUCAAACUGUCUGUGUCUGCGGAGGGAUUCUCCACGUGCCAAUCCUACAACUUGGACGACCACAAAUCUAAAAGGAUCGAGGCGGUGCGCGGACAGAUUUUGAGCAAGCUGCGCAUCCGGAGUCCUCCGGAUCCCGAAGCCAGCCCGCCACCGGAGUUGGUACCGGUGGAGGUGAUGUUACUUUACAACAGCACGAAGGAGCUGCUGAAGGAGCGCGCGCGCCAGGCCGAAGCCGCGUGCGAGCGGGAGAGCAGCGAGGAGGACUAUUACGCCAAAGAGGUGCAGCGGAUCAAUAUGAUGCCACUGCGCACAGAUACGAACUCAAUCAACCCGGUUUCUCAGAGCCCGUACUUCAAGAUAGUGGGCUUCGACGUCACCAACGUGGAGCGAAAUUCCAGUACUUUGGUCAAAGCAGAAUUUCGCAUCUUCAGAGCGCCAAACCCACAGGCGCGCACCACAGAGCAGCGUGUGGAAAUAUACCAGAUUCUCAAAUCUGACGACGUGACGGCACCGUCUCAGAGGUACAUCGACUCCAGAACAGUUGAGCCUCGUGCCAAGGGGGCGUGGCUUUCUGUCGACGUCACUGAGACUGUGAAGGAGUGGAUGGCGUUCAGAGAGAGGAAUCUCGGACUCAAGAUCAGCGUUCACUGUCCCUGCUGUACAUUCAUCCCUUCCACAAACAAUAUCGUCCCUAACAAGAGUGAAGAGUUGGAAGCCAGAUUUGCAGGCAUUGAUGACGACCUUAUAAAGCAGAACAGAAGACCAGGCAUGACUAAAGGACAGAUUGAAUUCAGCACAAAAACUCCCCAUUUGAUACUCACCCUGCUGCCCACCGACCGUCUGGACAAUCCCACCAAGAAACACCGCAAGAAGAGAUCAGCAGCAGACACAUCCAUAUGCUCACGGACUGAUCAGGGCUGCUGUCUGAGGUCUCUGUAUAUCGAUUUUCGUCGGGACUUGAACUGGAAGUGGAUCCACGAGCCAAAAGGGUACAAAGCUAAUUUCUGUGCAGGGAACUGUCCUUACCUAUGGAGCGCAGACAGCCACUACAACAUGAUUAUCCCGCUGUAUAAUAAAAUGAAUCCAGAAGCAUCAGCAUCUCCGUGUUGUGUUCCUCAGGACCUGGAGCCCCUCACCAUCGUUUAUUUCCUAGGCCGAACCCCCCGUGUGGAACAGCUCUCCAACAUGGUGGUCCGGUCCUGCAAGUGCCGUUGAUGCAGUGGAGAGAGAAGACGGAGAACAGAAAACAGGUGGAUCGGAGGAGAGCAAACUAACAUCUCAAUGAACGGCAUCUUAAAGGGAAACUACACCCAAAAAUCAAAACUGUCCUCAUUUACUCACCCUCAUGCACUCUAAAAAA